AUGCAGGACGCCUCCCAGCUCCAACAUCAAUUGCAAAUGGGCGGUCCUAUCAAUGCCCAGGCCAUGUAUCCUCUCCAGUUUCAAAAGUCUCAACAACAACAACAGCAACAGCAGCAACAGCAGCAACAGCAGCAACAGCAGCAGCAACAACAACAACAACAACAACAACAACAACAACAACAACAACAACAACAACAACAACAACAACAACAACAACAACAACAACAACAACCACAAUCUCAGCAACAUUCAUCUCAGCUUUACUUUUCUCAACAACAGCAACAACAACAAAAUGCUAAUCUCGCUAACCUUCAACUACGACAGGCCGCCGGUUUAGGUGUUGCUACCUCCUCUCCAGUGGUUGCCGCUGUACCAUCUGUAACUUCCCCAAACUCUGCCAUCAUCUCAACAACCACCUCCACAACAACUACAACUGCUACCGCUACACCAGGAAAACCUUCUGACCAGCAACAACAAGGCAUACUUGCUCCUGAACCAUUGGAUCCUGCUCUUGCCAACUCACAGUUUUGGCAGCAACAAACCCAACUCGCCAUUGCUUCUUCAAAGGCUACCCAAUCUCAUAUUUAUGCCCGUAAUGCAGCUUUGGCCUCUCGCGCAUCUCACGCACCUCAAGGUUCCCAGCCUCAGGUCCCCCUCACCAUUUAUGAACAAGCCAUGCAAUUUGUUGCCCAAAAUAUCCAUGCCCAUCACUUUGCUGCCCAAGCCGCUCAUGCUGCUCAUGCUUCAGGUUCAGGUGCCGCAUCUUCUUCUUCGACUCAUAGCUCAACGAUUGCAGGGAGUGCAACAACAAUAGUAGCACCCCAUAAUACCCAGAAUGCUGCAAACAAUAAUAACAACAAUUCUGGCUCUAGUGGAAGUACUAAUCCUACUACAACUCCUAAUACCGGAAAUGCCAUUAAUACUACUGGUUCGGCCCCAACUACAUCAGCAACAACAACCACAGUUACAUCUACAACCACUACCACUACUACUACCACGUCUUCAUCUUCUACAAAUGAAUCUUCUAGCGCCAGUGGAGCACCCUCAACUCCAAGCAAAUCUUCUAGAAUCUCUGCCUCUCUCACAGGCCUUCACCACAUGAAUCAGCGUAAAGAACAAAUGGAAGAUGAACGCCAACGUCAAAUUAAUGAGCAAGUUAAAAAACAAUUUUGGACUGCAAUUGAUCUUUCUGGUCAAAGUCUUCCUAAGAUUUCUCCCAAGCUCUUUAAUUAUGAUUUUUUGCAAAAGCUCUACCUGGCUCAUAAUAGGCUCGAGUACCUGCCCUCAUCCAUCAAGCAUCUCACACAACUUAAGAUCCUUGACGUAUCAUCCAACCGCCUUACUUCCCUCCCUAAUGAACUGGGCUUGUUGUACCAUCUCCGCUAUUUGUUCUUUUUCGAUAAUCAGAUUCAACACUUACCUCUUCAGUUUGGUUCUCUUUUCCAGCUCGAUUUUAUGGGCAUAGAAGGUAAUCCUCUCGACAAUGAAACACGCACCAUUAUGGCAACUGAGGGUACUCGUGCUGUGAUUUUCAAUCUUCGCGACAAGGCUCCCCGUGAUGUUGAUCCACCUCCUCGUGAAUGGCGUGUGUUUGAAGGUAAUGUUGUUUCGGUCGGUACUCUCCCCACUUCGUCGAGUGCAAAGAAUUCGAUUCUUAAUAGUUUCAAGGACACUGAAAGCAACAAUCAUAAUAAUAAUAAUAAUAAUAAUAAUAAUAAUAAUAAUAAUAAUAACAACAACAAUACAUCAGUUAAUACCUCUACAAAUCCUGCGUCGGAAUCUUUUACGGUGCUGAGUUACAAUAUUUUGUGUGAUACAUAUGCAACCCCCUCUAUGUAUUCUUAUACACCAUCAUGGGCCAUUGAGUGGUCGUACCGGUCUAAGCACCUUCUUCAAGAACUGCAAUACUACAAUCCGGACAUUAUAUGCUUGCAGGAGGUUGACCGAUACAAUUACGAAGCGUUGUUUGCGCCAACAAUGCGCAAGCGAGGCUAUGAAGCCCACUACAUGCAAAAGACACGCAGUAAGCACAGUGAUGUUGAUGAAACCCGGGUGGACGGUUGUGCAACUUUUUACCGAGCCGACAAGUUCAAGCUUGUUGAGCGUGCUGGAGUUGAAUUUGCACAAGCAGCUCGCGAGAAUGCAGAUCUGCGCAAGGGCCAGGAUACUUUUAAUCGAUUUUUGAAUCGUGACAAUGUGGCUAUGAUUUUGGUGCUGGAGCAUAUUGAAAGCGGCCGACUAUUGGUUGCUACCAAUACGCACUUGCAUUGGGAUCCUGCGUAUAAGGAUGUCAAGGUAAUGCAAAUUGUCAUUUUGCUCGAGGAGCUGGCAAAAGUGAUAAAGCGAUAUGCUGGUAGUGGCCGUGAUGGGAAUAACAGUAGCAGCAGUAGUAGCAACAAUAACAACAAAAGACAUGCAGAUAUUAAGAAUGUCCCUGCAAUUAUUUGCGGUGAUUUUAAUAGUACUGCGGAUUCUGGUGUAUGCUCGCUAUUGUUGAGCGGCCAUAUUCGAGACCAUGAGGAUCUUGCAGGCCGGUCCUAUGGCCGGUACUCUUCUGAAGGUACGUCGCACGACUUUUCCUUCAAGAGCUCUUAUGAGGGGCUUAAGGAUGAGCUUAAGUUUACCAACUUUACGCCUAACUUUGUUGAGGUGAUUGAUUACAUUUUCUUUGCGGAUCAGGCUCUGGAAGUGAAGGGUGCAUUGGGUCCCAUGGAUAUUGCUUACAGCUCGACUCACGUUGCUAUUCCAGAUGCUUCGCACCCAUCAGAUCACAUUCCAAUUAUGGCUGAGUUUGCGUUUAAAAAGUUGCGUGAAAAGGCUCCAUCUCACCCACCUGUAAAUUUUAGUUCUAUGUCACGUAAAACAUAA
Magnusiomyces paraingens is the source of this 2868-nucleotide messenger RNA. RefSeq lists its product as uncharacterized. The transcript has a single exon. Gene Ontology annotation, biological process: nuclear-transcribed mRNA poly(A) tail shortening. Gene Ontology annotation, cellular component: cytoplasm; nucleus; CCR4-NOT complex. The record is from RefSeq and is a predicted model, not a curated record. Lineage: Eukaryota; Fungi; Ascomycota; Dipodascomycetes; Dipodascales; Dipodascaceae. Bases 1 to 2868 code for a protein of 955 amino acids. Gene Ontology annotation, molecular function: protein binding; poly(A)-specific ribonuclease activity.